Exaiptasia diaphana is the source of this 1146-nucleotide messenger RNA. Its product is annotated as acetylcholinesterase-like. The record is from RefSeq and is a predicted model, not a curated record. The transcript is spliced from 5 exons. Bases 1 to 1101 code for a protein of 366 amino acids. Lineage: Eukaryota; Metazoa; Cnidaria; Anthozoa; Actiniaria; Aiptasiidae.
AUGCAGUCCGGGGUAGCAAAUAUACCAGUUAACUAUCAAUACWUUAAAGAAGAUCCUGAAUCGUGGGAAUCUUACAAGSAGAGGUUAAAGUGCAACAAGAACGUUAGUAUAAUUGAUUGUUUAAAGUCCGUCAAACCAAGUGUCUUCAACAAUGUAAAACCACCGCGUUGGUUUAUUASACCUGUUGUUGAUGGAGAAUACAUCCCAGAUUCUCCACAUACCUUGCUUGACAAAGGAAACUUCACAAACCCCGAAAGUACUAUGAUAGGCGUGGCCAGCGAUGAUGGAUCGCAACUAUUGAAUUCUUCAAUCAACAUUCGAGGUGACAGCAUAACUAGAAAGUACUUUCUUCAAUUUAUGAAAGACUGGGCUCCUCAUUUUAACCACUUGGCUAGUUCUAAACGCUUCCUCCCAUUGUACAAGAGCGCUGUUAUUCAAGAAUACACUCCGUGGUCCAAUCUUAACAAAACACAUCAAAACCGACGCAAGAUUCUUGACUUUUUGACGGACACCAUGUUUAUCGCUCCAUCAAUUUACCACGCGAAUGCAUUUGUAAAAAACGGUGCAAAAGUGUUUUUCUAUCAAGUGGACCAUGGUAUUGACAUGUCGGAUGGCUAUUUUACGCAUCCAUCGUUCUUAAAGGGUUAUCAUGAAUCAGAGAGGUUUAUGGUGUUUGGAUUUCCAUUGAAAGCCUCACAUCCCCCACCAGCCGAUGUUGCAAUAUCCAAAAAAGUCAUAGAAAUGUGGUCAAACUUUGCAAAAACUGGAAAUCCUUACCCGUAUGAUACACAGAGUGAAGAGUCCUGGCCUGAAUAUGAUCUAAACUCGAAAAAAUAUUUGUCAAUUGAACCCAAUUUGAAAGUAAAAAGCAAUCUGCGACCUCGUCAAGUGGAAUUUUGGAAUAAUUUUCUCCCUUUUUUGAAUAAGACCGCCUACGAAUCAUGUGUUACCAACUUUACCAAGUCUAACAUCAGCGAUUCUGACAGCGGUUUUGGCGACGAGUUCGAAAGCGGGUCUUGGGGAGAGAUGGUUGGUGAGGACGUCGAGGAGGAUUCUGGUUACAGUCGCAUGAAGUCUAUUCCUUUCCUAGGUCUAUUCUAAGGGAUCUUGUCAGCAUAAAUCAAAAAAUAAAAUCUUAAUGACAAA